Molecule: messenger RNA, 1607 nt
Organism: Protopterus annectens (West African lungfish)
Lineage: Eukaryota; Metazoa; Chordata; Ceratodontiformes; Protopteridae
Gene: GTPBP10
Product: GTP binding protein 10
Exons: 10
Coding region: 159-1280 (373 amino acids)
Cellular component (GO): mitochondrion
Molecular function (GO): magnesium ion binding; GTP binding; GTPase activity
Source: RefSeq, a predicted model, not a curated record
AGGCGUUACAAAAAGGAAGUGGACGUCACGUCCUUGUAAAACAACACAUGGGAAAGCUGUCACAUUGUUGUGUCUGAGGUUUACAUAUUUGACUUUCUGCAUGGGAUGAGUAAUUUUAUGCUGGAUUAUUCUAAAAUAUUCCUAAUUUGUAUUUUAAUAUGGUGAGAUGCGGUGGAGUGUUACUCAGAAAGUAUGGAAACUUCAUAGACCAUCUCAGAAUAUAUGUUCGAGGAGGAACUGGUGGAAUGGGUCUUAAGCGCCUUGGUGGUGAGGGUGGAAAAGGCGGUGAUGUUUGGGUCAUUGCCAAAGAAAACUACACACUGAAGAAAAUAAAGGACAGGCAUCCGGAAAAAAGAUUCAUUGCUGGAGUUGGUGCAAACAGUAGUGUUCGUGCACUGAAAGGUGAAAAGGGAAAAGACUGUGAAAUUCAUGCUCCGGUGGGAAUUACUAUUAUGACUGACGAAGGAAAAGAAAUAGGAGAAUUAAACAAAAUAGGAGAUUGCCUAAUGGUAGCUCGUGGUGGACGUGGUGGUUCCUUUGUAACCGACUUUCUGCCAUCCAAGGGUCAAGUACAAAUGAUACGGCUUGACUUUAAGCUUGUAGCAGAUAUUGGCCUAGUAGGGUUCCCAAAUGCAGGCAAAUCAUCUCUACUAAGUAAGCUUUCUCAUGCCAAGCCACAGAUAGCGGAUUAUGCAUUCACAACUGUGAGACCUGAAAUUGGCAAGAUUAUGUAUCCAGAUUACAAACAGAUAUCAGUCGCUGAUCUUCCUGGGCUAAUCGAAGGUGCUCACAUCAACAAAGGAAUGGGACACAAAUUUCUGAAGCAUGUUGAAAGAACUAAACAACUUUUACUUGUGGUAGAUAUUUCUGGAUUCCAGCUUUCUUACGAAACUCCACUCAGAACUCCAUUUGAAACUGUCCAGCUGCUAACAAAGGAACUGGAGUUAUACAAGAAAGACCUUCUGACAAAGCGUGCUCUUCUUGCUGUAAACAAAAUGGAUCUUCCAGAUGCAAUGAACAAGUUUAAAGAGCUUACAGAACAGUUAAAUCAACCUCAAGAUUUUAUGCAUCUACUGCCGGAAGACACAGUGCCUUGUAGCUCUAUACCUUUCAAACAUAUCAUUCCCAUCUCUACAUUAACCGGUCAUGGGAUUGAGGAGUUGAAACAGUGUCUUCGGAAAUCCAUCGAAGAACAGUAUGAAAUAGAAAAUGAAGGUCAUCAGAGAGAAAAACUGCAGAAGUUAAGAAAUUCCUAUCAGUCCAUUUUAACAGCAUCGUAAAAAACAAGCAGAGUGGUUGUUUAAUAAUGUCGCUCAUAGCCGAAAUGAAAGUAUGAUUAGAAUAACUCCUGUGUUACAGUAAACUUUUCAUUUUGACUUUGAUAAAGUCUGUUGUAAUAUAGUUUUGAUUAAGGCACUUAUUCUUUUCGUUGCUGUCUUUUCAAUGUAUGUUUCAACUGCUGCUGUUUCCCCUGUCAUUUAUGUUAUAUCACAUGAUUUUGUAAUAUUUGCCUCCGGUGUAUGAAAAAUUCAUGUGUUAUAUAUAUAUAUAUAUAUAUACUUGUCAUUUGGUAAUAUACUUUACAAAUAAAAUGUUUUUGUACUGUU